AUGGUGCACACUUCUGACAAACAGCACCUCCUGGACAACAUUGAGACUGCCAUCAUGCACUCAUUGAUGGUGGAAUCCAAGAUGCAACUUGAUCUGAUGGAUGUCAAUGCCACUUGGCACCCUAAUGAUGACCUUGAAGAGUCUGAUGAUGACAUGUUUGACUUUCAAGGGGCUGUUCACAUGACCCCAGAUGCAUUCCAAGCUCUCACUUACAGACUCAGCACAACCAAUGCCUUCAGAUCAAUAUCAAGCUUUCAGUGUGUUCAGCAGCAAGUGGAAGUUGGUCUAUAUCAGUUUGGAUGGUCAGGAAAUGGUGGUGGAGUUUGUGAUGUUGCAUUUGCCUGUGGUUGCAGUUGGGGCUCAGUUCACAAGUGGACAGAUAGGACUAUUGCAGGCCUAUAUGAGCUGAACAGCAAGGUAGUAACCUUUGCAACUGAAGAUGAGUGUGCUAAGGCAAAAGCAUGGGUUGCUGAUAAGAGUGGAGUCAAGGAAUGGUCUAGAGUAUGGUUGGUGGUAGAUGGUACACACAUCAAUCUUGCUUGGAAGCCAGCACUCAAUGCUUGUGAGCAUUACUCAUACAAGGGUGAUUAUACAUUCAACAUUGCCCUUGUCUUCCUCCCUCAUUCCUUGUGCAUUGUUGAGUUGGUGGUUGGACAUCCUGGGUCAUCACAUGAUGUGCAAGUCUGGGCUUCAGGCAGUGGUAUUGUUGUGAAGCCUUGUUUGCAUCUUGAUGAAGGCAAGUUUGUCUGGGUUGAUGCUGGUUAUGGCUACUCCAGCUACAUGGUUGGACCAUACAGCAACACUGCAGUUGCAAAGAGCAGAGAUCUCCACUACUUCAACUAUUCACUCUCCUGCAUUCAUGUCAAGGCUGAACAUGGCAUUGCCUACCUCAAGAACCACUUCCAAUGUCUCAUGGGAUUUUGA
This is a messenger RNA of Ustilago hordei, 924 nucleotides long. RefSeq lists its product as uncharacterized. The transcript has a single exon. The record is from RefSeq and is a predicted model, not a curated record. Bases 1 to 924 code for a protein of 307 amino acids. Lineage: Eukaryota; Fungi; Basidiomycota; Ustilaginomycetes; Ustilaginales; Ustilaginaceae.